This is a messenger RNA of Glycine soja, 2330 nucleotides long. RefSeq lists its product as uncharacterized. The coding region runs from base 427 to 2064 and encodes 545 amino acids. Gene Ontology annotation, molecular function: acetylglucosaminyltransferase activity. The transcript has 4 exons. Lineage: Eukaryota; Viridiplantae; Streptophyta; Magnoliopsida; Fabales; Fabaceae. The record is from RefSeq and is a predicted model, not a curated record.
AUCGCGUGUAGAGAUUAUCACUACCAAUUAAUACAAUGCAAUAAAAUACACAAGUUAACGUAUUUGCGAUGAUUACGCCUGACAUUUCCUUGAAAUUCAAAAACAUGGGAGCAGAACAGUGCAAUUAUUGAUUUUGGCAUGAUUUGGUGCUUGCAUCUGAUCUCUGUGUUCCAAAACAAUACUACGAUGAAGAGAUGGGGCAUGCAAAUGGUUACUUAACUAACGGGUUCUUUCUAAAUACCCAACAACACCAACACUGCACUUUCAGCAUUUUAGGAACAGGAACCCCCACACUCCACAGUUUCUCACUCAGGGUGUAACAAGUUUCGUUCGGGUGUGUGUAACUAUUGCUGCUGAGGAAACACCUCUAUAUAAUUUUAUCCUUUUGCCAUUUCACUGUGUCUCUCCUGUUGGUGAGAGGCAGACAUGCACAUUGGAAUGAUGGUGAUGAUGACUCCAGCAUUGAAGACCAUUAUGUCAUCCUAUCAUGACUAUGGCAAGAAUUCCCGUCUAUGUCCUUUGCCUAUCAGUCGAUCCAGAAGCCGUCAGUGGCGCCAAUGCCGCAUUGGAACCUUCGCUGUAGCCAUAGCAGCACUUCUCAUAUCUACCACUGCUUGGCUUUCCCUUGUCUUCUCUGAUGCAACUACCUGUUGCUUUCAUCACUUAAAGGAUUGGGAAAGUAGCCCCCACUUUUUCAAUUGGAAGAAGUGCAUCUCUCAUCGUCUUGCAAAAGUAACACCUCCACCAGCUCUCCAAUAUGAGACCGUGAAUGCUCAUCUUCAUAAUGGUAGCAGGACUGUUGAACAGGAAGGCUUGUCACUUAAACAUAUUGUUUUUGGCAUAGCAGGAUCAUCUCAGCUUUGGAAACGGAGGAAGGAGUAUGUCAAAUUGUGGUGGCGUCCUAAUGACAUGCGUGGCCAUGUGUGGUUAGAGGAACAAGUGCUUGAAGAACCUGGAGAUGAUUUAUUGCCCCCUAUCAUGAUUUCUGAAGACAUCUCAUAUUUCCGCUACACUAAUCCCAUUGGUCACCCUUCUGGCCUCCGGAUUUCUCGCAUUGUCAGAGAGAGCUUUUGCCUUGGCCUCUCUGAUGUGCGCUGGUUUGUCCUCUGUGAUGAUGAUACCAUCUUCAAUGUGAAUAAUCUAGUUGAUGUUCUCAGCAAGUAUAAUUCUUCUGAAAUGAUUUACAUAGGUAGCCCCUCAGAGAGCCAUUCGGCAAAUACCUAUUUUAGUCAUUCAAUGGCCUUUGGCGGUGGUGGGAUUGCAAUAAGUCAUUCACUUGCAAAGGCUCUCUCUGAGAUACUUGACGAAUGCAUUGAGCGAUAUCCCAAGCUUUAUGGUAGUGAUGAUCGACUGCAUGCCUGCAUCACUGAACUUGGCAUUCCACUGACAUGGGAGCAUGGUUUUCAUCAGUGGGAUAUAAGAGGUGACGCUCAUGGUCUUCUAUCCUCUCACCCAAUAGCACCAUUUGUAUCAAUUCAUCAUGUUGAAGCUGUUAAUCCCUUUUAUCCUGGCCUGAGCUCUUUGGACAGCCUGAAACUUUUUACAAAUGCCAUGAAAGCCGAUCCCAAAAGCUUUUUGCAGCGUUCAAUAUGUUACGACCACGCACGGCAUCUAACAUUUUCAGUGUCACUUGGUUAUGUUGUUCAAGUCCUGCCUAACAUUGUUUUUCCUCAAGAACUGGAGCGCUCUGAAAGGACAUACUCUGCUUGGAAUGGUAUUAGUCAAACGAAUGAAUUUGAUUUUGAUGCCAGGGAACCAUACAAAUCUGUUUGUAAAGGGCCCACUCGAUUCUUCUUGAAAGAUACUAGAAGAGAGGGUAAUGCUUCUUGGGGUUCAUAUGUUCGGGGUAGAGAUAAAGAUGAUUUCAAAAAGAGAAUUUUAUGCUUUCCUCACUUCCCCCCUCUGCACAAUGUGGGAGAGAUCCAGGUAGCAGUGCAACAUUUGAGCAAGAAUUGGCAUCUGGUUCCACGACGUCUCUGUUGCCGACAAAGCCAAGCUGGCAAAGAAAUACUCCAAAUCUCAGUUGGAGAAUGUGGGAAGGGAACUUUUAGCUCUGUCUACUGAUUAUGAUUUGUACAUGAUUUGGCCUUUCUGUGAAGAGCUAAUUCCAUGCGGCAUUUUUUACCCCAUGAAUUGAGCUUUCUUGAACUUCUAUUUUUUCGCUAGUAGACACUUGAACUUGCAGAUGUUAGAGAAAAGGUUCCCAACUGCAAAAGCCAUAGUAUGCAAUUUUUCUAUAUGAUAUCUAUCUCUACGCCAACACACCAUGUAUACAUACUUGCUUUUUAGGAGUAUUUUAACAAAGUUACACCUAGAGUAUAUUUUAAGAA